AUGGCCGGCCUCGGUGACCUGAACAUGGCGAACCCGGUGUUCGUCACCUACCUGUUCUACGCGGCCGUGCUGGGCCUGAAGACGCUGUUCAUGUCGCUGUUCACUGUCCGGCACAGGAUGGGAAACAAGGUGUUUGCCAACCCGGAGGACGCCAAGGGCCUCCAAGGCAAGGUCAAGUUCGACCACCCGGACGUGGAACGGGUGCGGCGCGCGCACCUGAACGACUUAGAGAACGUGCUACCGUUCCUGAUACUGUGCCCGCUGUACCUGGCCACCGGGCCGGCCGCCGCCACCGCCACCACCCUCAUCAGGGUGUUCGCCGCUGCCCGGCUGCUGCAUACCGUCGUCUACCUAAAUGUGGUGCCGCAGCCGUCCCGUGCGCUCUGCUUCAUGGUCGGGAUGGGCGUCACCGUCUACAUGUGCGUCCAGAUCCUGCUGGCCACCAUGUAG
This is a messenger RNA of Amphibalanus amphitrite, 450 nucleotides long. RefSeq names its product microsomal glutathione S-transferase 1-like. Lineage: Eukaryota; Metazoa; Arthropoda; Thecostraca; Balanomorpha; Balanidae. The transcript is spliced from 3 exons. Gene Ontology annotation, cellular component: membrane. Bases 1 to 450 code for a protein of 149 amino acids. The record is from RefSeq and is a predicted model, not a curated record.